AGACAGACAGUCAUACCACUGGAGAAAUGGAACAGAGACCCCAUAGUGAUGGAUGGAAGACAGACAGUCAUACCACUGGAGAAAUGGAACAGAGACCCCAUAGUGAUGGAUGGAACAGUGACCCCAUAGUGAUGGACGGGAGGCUGGCUGAUCUACAGCUUGUAGCUUCCGCUUGUUUCAGCCAUGUUGUUACAACCGUUCCAGAAUGUUGUUUGUUUGUUUGUUUGUUUGUUGUCAGGACCUGCUUCAGGAUGCCUAUGAUGUGGUGAAGAAAGAGAUGGACUCUGCUUCAGACGACAGUCCUGUCCUGGCCCCUCCUCAGUGUGGGGACUUUGAGAAGCUCCGGGAGAUCUAUAAGGACAUCAUGUGUUUCGUCAAGACUCAGAUGGUGGAGAAACAAGAACAUAACCAGGACGUGUGUCUGUCUUCUAUGAGGGACUAUGAGGAGAUCUUUCUCCAGUGCUCAGAGUCCUUCGACAGUGAGGACAUGUGAACCACAGGAGGCUGCUGACGGGAGGACGGCUCAUAGAAAUGUCCGGAACGGAGCAAACGGAAGGGCAUCAAACACCUGGAAACCAUGGAAACCAUGUGUGAUGUAUUUAAUACCAAUCCACUGAUUCAGCUCCAGCCAUUACCCACGAGCCUGUUCUCCCCAACCUCUUAACCAACUUCCUGUUUCUGGGACCAAUCAGAACAGUUAGAAUGUGUUUGAUGUAUUUAAUACCGUUCCACUGAUUCAGCUCCAGUCAUUACCCACAAGCCUGUUCUCCCCAACUUCCUGUCAUGUGAACGAACACCUAUUUGUUGUACAAGUGUUUGUUCAUGGUGAUAUGAAAAGACACAUUGUGUUACUUAUUAUGACUUGUUAAAUGAUCACUUUUUGUGAUUUGUUUUUAUAAAUGUUCAACUUUUUUUAAAUUGUUCUGGGCUUUUCUACCCGUUUGUUAUUAUAGACAUGUUUUAUACGAUGUUUUAUACUCCGACGUUCAUGUUUAUGUUUUAUAUACGAUGUUUUAUACUCUGGUUAGAGUAUCAUGUUGUUUUAUACUCUGGUUAGAGGCAUUGUAUUUCAUGUGUAUUAUUGUUCAGCCUUUUUUUAAACCAUUAGGAAUCAACAUUUUGUCCAGACAGUCUUUCUCUGUGUAAAACCCAGCUUCAGAGGUUGAUAGAGAGGGCUGGUGGGGACGCGGAGGAAUUUCCCCAAAAAAUUCUGAAA
This is a messenger RNA of Salvelinus fontinalis (brook trout), 1216 nucleotides long. RefSeq names its product stimulated by retinoic acid gene 8 protein homolog. The transcript has 3 exons. NCBI's taxonomy places the organism in Eukaryota, Metazoa, Chordata, Actinopteri, Salmoniformes, Salmonidae. The record is from RefSeq and is a predicted model, not a curated record. Bases 206 to 493 code for a protein of 95 amino acids.